Messenger RNA from Clonostachys rhizophaga, 870 nucleotides. Lineage: Eukaryota; Fungi; Ascomycota; Sordariomycetes; Hypocreales; Bionectriaceae. The record is from the annotation of a GenBank genome assembly.
AUGUUAUAUGCUCAUAGACUUGCACUUUCCACUCUUCUGGAUCGCCUUGGCGAUCUGAUAGAGCUCAUACACUGGAGCGGACUCGCCAAAUUCAUGAACGUCUCUGUCCCACUCACCGAGAUAAAAGCUCUAUUGUCUAGUAAUUACUUCAUGAUAUUUGGAGAGCACAUGUGGAACAAGGCCAUAGAAUUGGUCCAGAAAUGCCACCAAUCCAUCAUCCUCUUGGCCAAGCAAGAACCUUAUUGGCCUCGGCGUCUUGGGUUCAGGUCCCUUGCCAAGCUCAUCGUAGAGACCGAAGGGCAGCUCAACACAUGUAUUGAUGUUCUGAAAGUCAUCACCAUCGCGGCAGUACAGGACCUCGGCGAAGCUGAUAAAAGGGCAAAGGGCUUGGCAUACGCAUUGUCAAAUCAAGAAGACUCCCCCCUCAUCAACUCUGUAACAAAUUACGAUCCUACCAUCCAAUCUCUAGCAACUGUCCGGAAACUCCGACAGGAUGCGAAUGAGUUGUCGGUGUACAUAUGCCGCUCUUUGUCGGACGUCCUGGAUGCAGCCGCUCGCCUUGACGAUCCCGAGAACUGCCCUAGAGGUUUAGAGGAUCACAAGUCCAUGGAUGAAGACGAAGACCGUAGUCAGCUCGCAAAACGCUGGUUUCCAAAGGAGUACCGGGAAGGAGAGCCGGCAUAUGUUAAUAAGCCAUUCGGAGCCUGGGAGCGUAGAAUUGUUGAGAUGACGCAUAGACUCGAAAAAACGGCUGGACACAAACCUAUUCCUAUUCCUGCCGGUGGCCACACUACUGAUCAGGUCGAAGCUGUUCCUGCCGAGCGUUCGGAUCCCUCGGAGGAUGAAGACUGUGAGUUACAUGACAUUUAG